AUGCCUGAGGUGUACCGCGAAGCCCGCUACGUGCGGGAGCGGUCGCGCGACAGGGACACAUCCCCGUCCGACGACGAGGGCUACAAGAGGACCACGGUGCGCCGGUAUAAGGUCGGCGGCGACCGUGUCGAGCGUGUCGACCGCGAGAUCGAUGUCGUGGAGGAGGAGCGCCGCAGCCGCUAUGCCCCCGUCCGCCGUUCCAGCCGAGACGAAGUGGUCGAAGUAGACCGCCGCGUCGACCGUUUGUACAUCCCGGAGCGGCCGCGUUCGAACUACGAGCCUUCUCCGCACAGCGCAACCUACGUCGAGCGCCAGGUUGUGGAGCGCGAGCGUGAGCGCGAGCCCCGGGAAGACCACUACACCCGCGUGGAGCGUAUUGUGGAGCGCGACGACGAUCACCGCCGUGGAGACGACCGGUCAAGAGUGGUCUACGAGUCCACCAAAGAGAUUGACCGGGUCGACCGUGAUCGCGAGCGUGACCGCGAUCGUGACCUGUACUCGCCCCGGGAGUGGGAGCGCCGCUCGCACUGGGACGAUGAGAAGGACACCGAGGUGCGCAUCGAGAAGCGGGUCGAGCACCGCGACUCCCAUGGGGCCGACCUCCGCAUCGAACGCCGGGUCGAGGAACGGCGUGACGACCCCUAUUCCCCCGGCGGUGACAACGUCGAGCGCUGGCGCAAGGAAACCGAGUACUAUGCUCCGGCUCAGCCUGCUCCGGCGCCCAUCGUCAUCCGGCAGCGCGCGCCAGAGCAAAGGAUCAUUGUGCAGGAAGCCGCGCCGGCCACAGUCGUCAUCCGUGAGCAGGCCGACAAGCGAGACCUGGCGCUCGCCCGUCAGGGUUCGCGCGAAGGCGAGGUGUACUACCAUCGUGAGUCUCGCGAAGUCGGCCCUUACCGCGGGGAACGCCGCGAGGAAGAGUACGCGAUCGCUCGCUAUGACGAUGAGCACCGCCGGCAUCAUCAUCAUCACCAUCAUCAUCGCCGGCACCACCACCACCACGGCCAUAGCGAGGGCGAGUCGGACGGCGAGUACUAUGUGAGGCGCACUAUCACCCAGCGGGAGCGCAGCGCCUCGAGCAGCCCACACCGCAAGCGCCAUAUUGCCGAAGGCGCUCUCGCGGGCGCUGGUCUCUCGGCCAUUCUCGCCUCUAGGCGCGACUCGCACGGUGAGUACAAGCAGAACCGCGGCCGCAAGGUGCUUGCUGGAGCAGCCAUUGGUGCCAUUGGCACCGAGGUUGCCAGACGCGCACACAGCGCCUACCAGGACCGGUACGGUGACGAGGACAACCGGGAUCGUUCGCGUUCCCGCUCGCGCUCUCGCCCGCCUCACUCGAGACUCAAGACCGGUCUCGGUAUUGCUGCUGUUGCUCUAGCAGCCGCUGGUGCUGCCAAGUACUACCAGAGCAACAAGAUCGAGAAGGAGGAGAUGCACCGUGGCCGAGCUCUCCACCGCGACAGUGACACCGAGCGGUCCCUCAGCCGCAAGCGCUCCAAGAGCCGGGCCUCGUCGGUUGCGAAGGCCGGGCUGGGCACGGCGGCCGCGGUCGGGCUGGUCCAGCACUACCGUAACAAGAGCAAGAGCAAGUCGCGAGACGGCAAGAGCCGGUCGCGGUCUCGUCUUCGCACCGGAGCGGAGAUCGUGGCGGCUGGCCUCGCGGGUGCGGGAGCCAAGAAGCUGUACGACCGGCGCAAGGACAAGAAGGAGGAGGAGAAAGAGCGCGACCGGGAGCGGGAGCGCGAAUUUAGCGAUGAUGAGUAUUACAACAGCGAUGGGCACGACCGGCACGGGCGUAGCAGAAGCAGGAGCUUGACACGGUCCGGACCCACGUACCCCGACGGUGACUCUUCCACAGCUGAUCCUGAGCUAGGCAUGGUUGAGUACGGGGCGCACCCCCUGUACGCAGACCCUCCCCAGCGGAACGAGAGGGGCGCAGCAGCGGCAGAGGGGUACGAGUCUGCGGCCGAGGAGCGGAGCCGCAGGCGGAGGAGGAGGAAGAGCCGUAGAUCGAGGGACGACGACGACGACUAUUCGGCCGACAGCGAGGCGGACACGGACCGAGAUAAGAAGGCCGAGAAGAAGCGUAGCGGGAGCAGGUUGCGCGACCUUGCGGCGGGCUAUGGGGACGAACGCCCACCAGACGGCUAUGACACGUACACCCGCCGGGAACCCUCACCACCUCACGCGUCCGGCGGCUACUACAACGGACCACCUCCUACAGCAGCCCAGCAGCCCCCAGUGGUCAACGGAUUCACGCAACAUCCCAACGUCGCCACCACUAACCUCCACCAGCACUAUGCACCGUACCCACCAGAUGGACCGUACGCUCCCUAUGCACCGCCAGUGCCUGGUCCGCCUCCAAACACGGCCGUUCCGGACCUGGCUAGCCCACCGCCGGGCCCGGUACCGGUACCGGUGCCUCCACCAACCCCAGGCCCAGGCCCAGUUCCUCCGCCAGGGCCGGUGCAAGCGCAUCCGGAUGUUCCGCCAUCGUUAAUCCCAGGAGUACAUCCACCGCCACCACACCCCACGGGCCCUGAACAUGUGAGUGAAGCUUCUCGUGUUGGUCGUUCCACUCCAGAGCCAAAAGCUGCCGUUCGCUCCGUUGAUGGCGACAAGAAGGGUGCGUCCACUGGCGAGAUGGAGCCCCCAGACACGCCCCGGACCGCCAAAUCAGUUGUCUUCAUCCCCCUGUCCCCCAAGUCAUCCGCUACCCUCCGUCGUCACCACGAGGAGCAAACGUCCAAGUCCGAAACAGAAGACGCAACAAGCGCAAGCGAGAGCGAUUACAACCGAGAUCCCCGGGGCAAGAAACGGGCCGCCGCUUCCCACGACGACGAAGACACCGUAGAGGUGCUCCCGGACCGGUUCGAUUCUCAGGGCCGUCCUUUGGACGGGUCUGCUCGGUCGUCGUCUGCAUCGGGCUGGCAUAGUCGGCGCGGGGACUUUGAGUACCGGAGUCCUCGCGGGCCGGGGGGUAUGAACAUGCGCGGGGAAUGGGGCGUGGCUGCACCGGAUGCUGCGGCGGUGGAACGGAUUGUGAGGGAUGUUACGGGGGUGUUGGAGGGGAGGGGCAGUUGGAUUGGGUUGAUUGGGGGGAUUUUGAGUGGGAGUUUGUUGCAGGGUGGUGAGGAGGGUGGGCAUGGCUCGGAGAGGGAAGGGAGUCGGGAUCGUGAUCGGGACCGUGACCGGGACCGUGAACGAGACAGGGAUCGGGAUCGCAGUAAGGAUAGGGAAAGAGAUGGAGAUCGGAGUAGUAGACAGGACAGAGACGAGGAGAGGAGAAGGCGUCGAAGAGACGAUCACGAUGAUGAGAACGAGUACCGCCGGGAUCGCAAAGAGGAGGAUGAUGAUAGACGUAACAGGCGCAAGCGGGACUAUGAUGACGACGAGGAACGAGACCGAGACCGAGAGAGGGAGCGAGAACGGGAUCGGGAGCGGGAACGGAAACGCAGAGAUGAUGAAGACCGAGCAGCGGAGGAAAAGAAGAAGAGUGAAGGGCGUAGGGGACGGUAUGAAAGGAAGGUUGGGGUUGGGAGGUCUCAGACUUGGGGGUGA
Molecule: messenger RNA, 3555 nt
Organism: Dichotomopilus funicola
Lineage: Eukaryota; Fungi; Ascomycota; Sordariomycetes; Sordariales; Chaetomiaceae
Exons: 4
Coding region: 1-3555 (1184 amino acids)
Source: RefSeq, a predicted model, not a curated record